UGAUUUUUAGUAAGCUUGGCUGUAUUUUUUUUUUCCUUUCACCAUAAAAUCUGGGAAAUAUGUAGUUCUUGGACAGCUAAUUAAUAUUGUCCGUAAAAUACUUGCACUUAAUCCAAUGCACCAUUAAUAAUGGGCUUGGAUUUAAUCUAGCUGUGAAUCAUCUAAUAUAUUUAAGGUUUUAUUUUUCAUAUACGACAAGAGGCUUUCUUUCUUUCUUUUGUUUUUCCCUGGAACUUUACCGGCGGCUUUAUUUGUUUAUAUGUGUAUGGAUUUUGCAGAUAGAGAUUCUGCAACAACCUUUUUAUUUUUGUUAGUUUCUUUUUUGAAGCCACCAUUAAUUCAACUAUUAAGUUCAACACCAGCAAAGCCAUUGCCUAACAAUGUCACACAGCAGCUCACAAGUCAUAACAUGCAAAGCAAUAGUAUGUUGGGGAAAAGAGGAGCCACUGAAGGUGGAAGAGAUACAAGUAGAACCACCAAAAUCAUCUGAAGUUCGAGUUAAAAUACUAUGUGCCAGUCUUUGUCACACUGACAUAUUGUCCACCAGAGGAUUCCCAAUGCCUCUUUUCCCUCGAGUCAUGGGGCAUGAAGGAGUCGGGAUGGUGGAGAGCAUUGGUGAGGAAGUCGAUGGACUAAAACAAGGAGAUAUUGUGAUCCCAACCUAUGUUGCAGAGUGUCAAACAUGUGAGAGUUGCACAUCCGGGAAGACUAAUUUAUGCCUAAAAUACCCGUUAGCCUUGGACUGCCUGAUGCUUGAUGGCACUUCAAGAAUGUCCAUCAAAGGCCAAAGUUUGUACCACACAUUUUCCUGUGCAACUUGGUCUGAAUAUAUGGUUAUAAAUGCCAACUAUGUUGUCAAGGUUGAUCCAAGCAUAGCUCUUUCGCAUGCUAGCUUCCUUUCAUGUGGAUAUUCAACUGGAUUUGGGGCAGCUUGGAAAGAGGCUAAGAUUGAGGAGGGCUCAACCGUAGCUGUUUUCGGUCUUGGAACUGUUGGAUUAGGGGUCGUUGAGGGAGCUAGAAUUCAAGGUGCAACUAAAAUAAUUGGUAUAGACAAGAAUACUAGAAAAAAUGAAAAGGGAAAAGUUUUUGGAAUGACAGAUUUUAUAAACCCUGAUGAUUCCGAUAAGCCUAUCUGCGAAUCAGUUCGAGACCUAACUGAUGGAAAGGGCGUGGAUUAUAGCUUUGAGUGCACUGGGGUUGCACCCUUGCUCAAUGAAGCCAUUGAAUCCACAAAAGUGGGAAUAGGAAAAACCAUCCUGAUUGGCGCAGGAGAUCAUCUAAGCCUGCAGAUAAAUUUCCUACCCCUUCUUUGUGGCAGAACUUUAAAGGGGUGUAUUUUUGGAGGCCUAAAAACCAUAUCUGACGUUCCCAUUCUACUCGAAAAAUGCAGAAAUGAGGAAAUCCAUCUUGAUGAACUCUUGACCCAUGAAGUUCAGCUAGAAGAUAUAAACAAAGCAUUUCAGCUGUUGAAGCAACCAGAUUGUGUCAAGGUUCUGGUCAAGAUUUGAUUGAUACAAGUAACAACUUAAGCGUGUCUUUGUCUUCUAUUUUUCCUUAAGCCUUUAGUUCUAUAAUAGUUCGCCCUGUUUAAGGCGCUCUUUAAGUUUUUUCUGAUAGGCAAAGGACUUGCAGCUUAAACAUUUCCUUUCUCCUUUAAGUCAUCAACAAGUUUCUAAUUACAUAUGAAGGAACCCUCUAUACUUCUCUACAAUAUAUACUUUCAAUAAUCACAUGACAUAUAUAUAAUUUUAAUUCUAGUUUUA
This is a messenger RNA of Durio zibethinus, 1763 nucleotides long. RefSeq names its product 8-hydroxygeraniol oxidoreductase-like. The record is from RefSeq and is a predicted model, not a curated record. Gene Ontology annotation, biological process: formaldehyde catabolic process. Gene Ontology annotation, cellular component: cytosol. NCBI's taxonomy places the organism in Eukaryota, Viridiplantae, Streptophyta, Magnoliopsida, Malvales, Malvaceae. Gene Ontology annotation, molecular function: zinc ion binding; S-(hydroxymethyl)glutathione dehydrogenase [NAD(P)+] activity; alcohol dehydrogenase (NAD+) activity.